Messenger RNA from Cantharellus anzutake, 1065 nucleotides. Its product is annotated as aquaporin-like protein. Gene Ontology annotation, cellular component: plasma membrane. NCBI's taxonomy places the organism in Eukaryota, Fungi, Basidiomycota, Agaricomycetes, Cantharellales, Hydnaceae. The transcript has 8 exons. The coding region runs from base 1 to 1065 and encodes 354 amino acids. The record is from RefSeq and is a predicted model, not a curated record. Gene Ontology annotation, molecular function: glycerol channel activity; water channel activity. Gene Ontology annotation, biological process: water transport; glycerol transmembrane transport.
AUGUCAUCGAGCUCAUUAGACAGGAAAGACAUAGAAAGACCUGAUGUCGGGGAUGUCUCUUCGAUGAAGCGUGAGGAGGACCGUGUCUUCUCCGCUGAACAUCCCAACAAACUGGCUUACUAUCGUAAAAGAUACCUCAGAGACUUUUCAUCUGAAUUCCUGGGUACGAUGCUGCUAGUAAUAUUCGGUACAGGGGCUGAUUGUCAGGUUACCCUCUCAUCUUCCACGAAAGUUGCCUCAACUCAGAAGGGCUCAUAUCUAUCGAUAUCAUUUGGAUGGGCCAUCGGAGUGGCCGUUGGUGUAUGGGUUGCUGGCGGAAGUGGCGGGCAUAUCAACCCAGUUGUGACGCUUGUCCAAGCGAUAUUCCGUGGCUUUCCGUGGCGUAAAGUCCCCAUUUACAUCACUGCCCAGCUUCUCGGCGCUCUAUCCGGCGCCCUCCUUAUCUACGCUAAUUACAGCCACGCCAUCGACCUCUUCGAAGGACAUGGGUUACGAACUGAAGCAACUGCAUCGCUUUUCACGACGUAUGCAUUGGACUACAUGCCGAGCGCUGCUUGCUUCUUUGACGAAUUCCUCGGCACGGCAAUUCUGAUUAUUGCGGUAUUGGGCAUUACGGACAACACGAAUAUUCCUCCAACUGGAGGGCUCCUGCCGGUUGCGUUAUUCAUCCUCAUCCUCGGAGAGGGAAUUUCCCUUGGCAUGCAAACGGCAUAUGCUUUGAAUCCUGCGCGAGAUCUAGGACCCCGUAUAGCACUCGCAAUAGUCGGCUAUAACAAGAGCGUGCUCUGGAACUACAGAGAUCAGUACUGGCUAUGGGUACCCAUCCUCGGACCUCUCUGCGGUGGAAUGAUCGGUGCGAUCGUGUACGACGUUUUCAUGUUCCUUGGUUCCGAGUCUGUUUUCAACCGACCGAGCAAAGCCGCUCUCGCCCGUCAGCGCAUACCACCAGAAGAAAGAAAAGUUGCUGGGAAGGGAGGGAUCCGCACGGUGAUGCCGACAUUGUCUGAACAUGCGGCGGCGCAACGAUUUUACCUUGUGCCCGAUGCAACACCCUGCUCUUGUUGA